Messenger RNA from Rotaria socialis, 1929 nucleotides. NCBI's taxonomy places the organism in Eukaryota, Metazoa, Rotifera, Eurotatoria, Philodinida, Philodinidae. The record is from the annotation of a GenBank genome assembly.
AUGAAAAAUGAAAUUUCGUUUGCACCAAGUGUUGGUACUCGUUUGAAGAAUGUUGCCACUUCUCAUCUCAAUGAAGAUGAUUUACUAGAUAUCAUCGUUGUAAACGAGGGUACUGAUAGCAUAGGUGUUCUUCUUGGAUAUGGAAAUGGUACUUUUGAAAACCAGUUAAUAUUUCCAACAGGAUUAAAAUCUCAUCCUGACUCGAUUGCCAUUCAUGACUUCAACAAAGACGAGCAAGUAGAUAUCGCAGUGAUCAAUCAUGGUACUAAUAACUUUGUUACUUUACUUGGAAAGGGAAAUGGAAUGUUUGAAAAUCACGGAAGUUACGGGGCUAGUUUCGAUUUUUCUCCAGUGGUUAUUGGUUUAGGCGAUUUUAAUAAUGAUGAUUAUUCUGAAAUUGUUGUUGCAUAUGAUAAUUCGGAUCAUAUAGAUAUAUUUGCUCAACAUGACAUCGGAGCUUUUCCUCAACGAAUGACAUAUUUAACUGAUACUUGGUCCUUUGCAGUCGCUGUUAGUGAUUUUAAUAACGAUAGCCAUCUGGAUAUUGUCGUCACUACUGCGUAUAGAAAUGUCAUAGAUAUCCUUCUUGGAAAUGGCAAUGGCUCUUUUACAAGAGUAGCGGCGUACUUAACAGGCGCCUUACCAGAAUCUGUAGCUGUCGGUGAUUUCAAUAACGACGCUCGGUUAGACAUCAUUGUCGCUAAUUGUGGUAACAACACUGUAAUACUAUUCUUUGGAUCUGGCAAUGGAACUUUUCCAACUGACAUAACACACUCAACAGGCUCCUUACCACGAUCUGUAGCUGUUGGCGAUUUUAACAGUGACAGCAAAUUGGAUGCUGUCAUUGUGAACUCUGGUAGUAACUCUGUUACACUACUCCUAGGAUCCGGUAAUGGAACUUUUCCAACUGAAUUAACGUACUCCACUGGUUCCUUACCGCAAUCUAUAGCUGUCGGUGAUUUCAAUAGCGAUGCCAGCCUAGAUAUAGCUGUCGCUAAUUAUGGGGACAACACAAUAAGUGUACUUCUCGGAUAUGGAGAUGGCUCAUUUACAAGCCAAAUAAUAUAUGCGAGUGGUGCCUCGCCACUCACUGUGGUCGUUGGGGAUUUCAAUAAUGAUACCCGACUGGAUCUCGUCCUCACUAAUCAGAUUGAUGGUUGUGUAAGUGUACUACUCGGAGUUAUCAAUCAAGCUUUUUUAAAAGCAGAGACACUCAUAACUGGUAACGGAUCUCAACCGAGCUCAGUUGUCAUUGCAGAUUACAACAAUGACAAUAAAAAGGAUAUUGCAAUUGCCAAUUUAGGAACAAAUACCAUCGACAUUUUUCUCGGAAACGGCAAUUCCUCUUUCACUAGCCAAAAGAGUUUGCUAACUGGCUCUACUCCCAAGGCUGUUGCAAUUGGUGAUUUCAACAACGACAAUAUUAUUGAUAUUGUUGUCGCGAAUUAUGAUAGUGGCAAUGUAGGUGUAUUUCUUGGAUGCGGUAAUGGUUCUUUUUUGAGUCAGAAGACAUUUACGACCGGUUCUCAAUCUUAUCCUAUCGAAGUUGCUGUUGGUGAUUUUAAUAGCGACACAUUUGUAGACAUUAUUAUUGCUAAUUAUGGUAUCAACACAGUGGGUAUAUUGCUUGGAUAUGGAUGGCUUUAUAUGGAUAAAAUGAAUGGUGCAAGAUAUCGACAUACAGUAGCAGUAUUAGCAAAUGGAAAAGUCUUGGUUACUGGUGGGCGAAAUGGUAGUUAUGCUUUAAAUACUGCCGAGUUGUGUGAUCCGGAAACAGAAAUUUGGAUAACAACUUCUAGUGUGAAUCAUGAGCGAUAUGUACAUACAGCAUCAAUGGUAGCCAGUGGAGAAGUGUUAGUAACAGGAGGAUGGAAUGCUAGUUAUGCUUUGAAUAGUGUUGAGUUAUAUGAUGCAUCAGCGAGAAAUUGA